This is a messenger RNA of Equus quagga, 1453 nucleotides long. RefSeq names its product mercaptopyruvate sulfurtransferase (gene MPST). Gene Ontology annotation, molecular function: thiosulfate-cyanide sulfurtransferase activity. Gene Ontology annotation, biological process: transsulfuration. The record is from RefSeq and is a predicted model, not a curated record. Gene Ontology annotation, cellular component: mitochondrion. The transcript has 4 exons. NCBI's taxonomy places the organism in Eukaryota, Metazoa, Chordata, Mammalia, Perissodactyla, Equidae. Bases 139 to 1152 code for a protein of 337 amino acids.
GCUGCGGCGUCGCGCUGGCCUGUCCUUAGGGGGCGGUGGAUCGGUGGGGUGCGCGGCGAGGGGCUCCCCCGCGGGGCCUGAGCGGAGGAGGCGGCCGCAGGCUGGGAGGAAAGGCGCACCCCUCGGUUCGCCCUAAGGAUGGCCGUGCGCGGCAGCCUGGGGAGGCCUGCAGGGGGAGGUCUGGGGCCAACCCCAGAUGGCGGCCUGGCACUCCCACGUCCCCGAGUGCAGUCCUGCAGCCCCAGUGUCGCCGCCGCCAUGGCCCCGCAGCAGCUCUUCCGCGCGCUGGUGUCGGCGCAGUGGGUGGCCGAGGCGCUGCGGGCCCCGCGUGCCGGGCAGCCCCUGCAGCUGCUCGACGCCUCCUGGUACCUGCCCAAGCUGGGCCGCGACGCGCGCCGCGAGUUCGAGGAGCGCCACAUCCCGGGCGCAGCGUUCUUUGACAUCGACCAAUGCAGCGACCGCACGUCGCCCUACGACCACAUGCUGCCCAGCGCGGCGCACUUCGCCGAGUACGCGGGCCGCCUGGGCGUGGGCGCCACCACCCACGUCGUGGUCUACGACGCCAGCGACCAGGGCCUCUACGCCGCGCCCCGCGUCUGGUGGAUGUUCCGCGCCUUCGGCCACCGCGCCGUGUCGCUGCUGGACGGUGGCUUCCGCCACUGGCUGCGCCAGGGCCUCCCGCUGAGCUCGGGCAAGAGCCGCCCCGCGCCCGCUGAGUUCCACGCCACGCUGGACCCCGCCUUCGUCAAGACGUACGAGGACAUCAAGGAGAACCUCGAAUCGCGGCGCUUCCAGGUGGUGGACGCCCGCGCCACCGGCCGGUUCCGGGGCACGGAGCCCGAGCCCCGAAACGGCAUCGAACCCGGCCACAUCCCUGGCACCGUGAACAUCCCCUUCACGGACUUCCUGACAGACGAGGGCCUGGAGAAGAGCCCCGAGGACAUCCGCCGCCUGUUCCAGGACAAGAAGGUGGACCUGUCCCAGCUGCUGGUGGCCACAUGUGGCUCCGGUGUCACAGCCUGCCAUGUGGCACUUGGGGCCUACCUCUGCGGCAAGCCCGACGUGGCCAUCUAUGAUGGCUCCUGGGUGGAGUGGUACAUGCGCGCGCAGCCAGAGGAAGUCAUCUCAGAGGGCCGGGGGAAGACCCUCUGAGGCUGGGCAGGACGCAGGAAGCUCGGGGAACACUCAGCCACCAGCUGUGCGCAGCCUGGUUGUUCAGACUCUGCUUUGACCGGGAGACUCUUUCUUCCUCCAACUCGAGUGGCACAUAGGGCGACAUCCCAGAGGCCAGGAAUUCGGUUGACUUGUGGGUACCCAGUGGAGGCAGGAGAUAAGGUGGCGGUGGCACACGGGGCCGGGAGCUGCCCACAUGGUGCUGAGCUGGGUUGCAGCCCUACCUCCUGUCUGUCUUGCUCUUGAGGAAAUAAAACAGCCAAGUGCUAAAUCCUUCUAA